AUGCUUGCGCCAGCCUUCUGCAGAGAAAGAGCCUUGUUAGGAGGCGGCCCCGGCCUGGGGCUGCCUCGGCCGCGCGCCCCCCAGCCCCGCGCCGCGCUCACGCCUCUCUCCCCUGCUGCAGGUCUGGGCCAGGCUCCCCGGGAGUCCCACCUGGCCACCGGCACCAGCGGGCACCCGAGGACCAAGAGAUGCUCCUGCAACAGCUGGCUGGACACGGAGUGCAUCUACUUCUGUCACCUGGAUAUCAUCUGGGUCAACACCCCCGGACACACCGCUCCCUACGGCUUGGGAAGCGCGCCAAGGCGUCGCAAGAGAUCGCUGAACAGGUGUGAAUGCCUGCACUCCAAGGACAGCAUCUGCACUACUUUCUGCCAGGCAAAGCCUUGGUCUGUCAGGAACCUUAAACUCCCAGUAAGUACUGGAGAGUUGGGAGACAACCCCCACAGCAGUGACACACAACACUCACAGCCUGAUCUUCUAAGGGCACUAAGGGACCUUGCUGUCUCAAACUCCCAGCUUUCCAGAAAGCACUACAGGAUUCAGAGGGAUGCUCAACCAGUUGUGCUGCCUUGGAAGAAAAGCAUCUGGAAGAAAAAGAGAUAAG
Molecule: messenger RNA, 604 nt
Organism: Gavialis gangeticus (Gharial)
Lineage: Eukaryota; Metazoa; Chordata; Crocodylia; Gavialidae
Gene: EDN2
Product: endothelin 2
Exons: 5
Coding region: 1-603 (200 amino acids)
Biological process (GO): regulation of vasoconstriction; intracellular calcium ion homeostasis; vein smooth muscle contraction
Cellular component (GO): extracellular region
Molecular function (GO): endothelin B receptor binding; hormone activity
Source: RefSeq, a predicted model, not a curated record